Molecule: messenger RNA, 1489 nt
Organism: Heterocephalus glaber (naked mole-rat)
Lineage: Eukaryota; Metazoa; Chordata; Mammalia; Rodentia; Bathyergidae
Gene: Mcee
Product: methylmalonyl-CoA epimerase
Biological process (GO): L-methylmalonyl-CoA metabolic process
Cellular component (GO): mitochondrion
Molecular function (GO): methylmalonyl-CoA epimerase activity
Source: RefSeq, a predicted model, not a curated record
GCCCCGGCGCGAACUGCUCCGCCCCUUCACCGCCCCGCCGCGAGUAGCCCCGACCCCCCCGCAGACGGGGCGGGGGGGUCGCUUCCUGGAGAUGGCGGGAGCGCUGAGGAUGGCGGCGGCGGCCGCGGCAGGACUCUUUUCUAGGCUGCACACACCACCCCCAACAGUGAGAGCUUUCUCCAUGUCACAGUCCCGGCAUCAGAUGGCAGGCCCUGUAUGGAACCUGGGUCGGCUCAAUCACGUAGCCAUAGCAGUGCCGGAUUUGGAGAAGGCCACAGCAUUUUAUAAGAAUAUUCUGGGGGCCCAGGUAAGUGAAGUGGUCCCUCUUCCGGAACAUGGAGUAUCUGUUGUUUUUGUCAACCUGGGAAAUACCAAGAUGGAACUGCUUCAUCCACUGGGAAGUAACAGUCCAAUUGAAGGUUUUCUGAAGAAAAAUGAGGCUGGAGGAAUGCAUCACAUCUGCAUUGAGGUGGAUGAUAUCAGUGAAGCUGUGAUAGAUUUGAAAAGCAAGAAAAUCCGUAGUCUAGGCGAAGAAGCUAAAAUAGGAGCACAUGGAAAGCCUGUGAUUUUUCUUCAUCCUAAAGACUGUGGUGGAGUCCUCGUAGAAUUGGAGCAAGCUUGAUUGACAUUUGCAAGAAACUAAAUUAAUUGACCGGAGAAACCCUAAUCAAACACCAUUACAAUGUAUUGUAGUACAGCUUCCAUAAUUUAAAAAUUCAAAGUUAAUAAUAAUUAAAUUACAGAAAUUUAAAAAUAUCUCAAAAUAUUUGCUCUUUGAGAACAGCUCAUGGCCACAGGCUCCUUAGAAGUGAGACGUUUAGGGUGCUAGAGUUAGAUGAAUAGGAAGUUUUGUGGAAAAUUUGGUGCAGGAUCUUGGGGUGGAUAAAUACCUGAGUUAUUUUUUUUAAUUGAUGUAAUUUGUAGAGUUAUUAUCACUUAGGUGUGAGAGCACCUCAGUAAGUCCUGGAGGAAAACACAAAACCAAAAGUAUCUCACUGCCAAUAGGCCUCUGGAACAGUUGGGGGAAAAAACAAAUGAAAUAAAUGUAAAUACUUGGAGAACACCUUAUGAGAGAAUUAAAAAGAAAGAAAUACGACACUUAGAGGAUGAGCUUAGAGACUUAACAGAUUUUUUUCCUUAGACUCUCACAUAUAUUAGGAACAAAUAGAUGAAUUGCAAAGGUUACAAAUAGAGGCAUGGAAACCAUAAGGUAUGGGAGAGUGGUUAGCUUGAGCUUGUGGAUGAUUGUUGAAUAAAUGAGUAAGUGUGUAGACACUGGGCUUGUUAUUUUGAAAGACAAGUAUAAUACCCAGUUAUACUUGUCAUUUAAAGGCAAGAAUUAUAGCAUUGUCUGAUAAUGUAAUCAGGAUAAUAUUUAAGACAACUAUCUUAAAAGGGAGGACAGUAUAAGAGACUUAAAUGAUGGUUGGAUAUGCACAUUCCACUUGAAGUGGUAAAUGUUGAUCCUAAUAAACUUCAGUAAAUUGCA